Messenger RNA from Antechinus flavipes (yellow-footed antechinus), 1151 nucleotides. RefSeq names its product transmembrane protein 81 (gene TMEM81). Bases 15 to 803 code for a protein of 262 amino acids. The record is from RefSeq and is a predicted model, not a curated record. Lineage: Eukaryota; Metazoa; Chordata; Mammalia; Dasyuromorphia; Dasyuridae. The transcript has a single exon.
AUUCUCAUUUAAACAUGAAGAUUCUAGCUACUGGUGGUUUCAUCCUUGGAACACUGGUAUUUGCUGUCUGCCUACCGAUAAUAGUGACCUUCAGUCAAUCAUUCACAAUCCCUGAAAAACUGAAGUUGGCUCAUGGGAGAGUGAUCAUCAACACCACAGCCUGUACAGUCACCUGUGGCCUGGGCUACAAGGAGGAGAGCACUUGUGAGGUGGGCCCCGAUGGCGUGAGGAGGAAGUGUGAGACUCACCACAUAGAGUGCUUGACCAAUUGGAUCUGUGGGAUGGUCCACUUCACCGUCCCCACUGGAAAAAAGUUUGAGCUGACGUGUCUGACUCCGGAUAUCCUCCUCUAUGGGCGGGAAGCUUUUCGGUUCACCUGGACCUAUGCCCGGGGCAUCAUCUCCAUCAAUGAUGACUUGUUUAAACCUUUUCGGCGCCAUGUCCAUUUGGUGACGCUCAAUCCUGCCCACGAGGCUGAUUCAGGCACCUAUAGGUGUGAUGUCCAGCUGCUGAAGAACUUGAAAUUUGUUAAGAGAAUCUACUUUGCCCUCAGGGUCAUUCCUGCUUACUUGGUGAACCUCAACUUUGAUCAGUCCCUGACUGAGGUGCAGAGAUUAAUAGAUAAGGGGAUGGACCUGGAUCUAGAUAAAGAUAUCUAUUCCCCACGCCCAUCGUGGAAUAAAAAGGUCUUGCUAGCGCUGGGGAUAGGAAUGACAGGGGGGGUUAUUAUAAGUGUGCUGGUGAGUAUCGCUGUUCACUAUUGGCUGAAAACUUCCAAAAGAGAGGUCAAGACAAAGAUAUAACUGGUUGCGAUCCUUGAAGCUGAUAGCAGUGCUAACCUUUUUUAGAGACCCUUGAUUCCACUCAUGGAAUCCCCCAAGAAUCUAUGGGAAAAUGAAAUUUCUGAUGUGCUUUGUCUCCUGCCAAAUUUCUUCCCAGUAUUAUGUGACUGGUUGGGUGCCUGAGUCCCCUGUGCCCCAGGGCAAAGUCCAGAUCAUCACCAAAGUCGCUUUGUUUUUUGCACCUGUUAAAAUUUGCUAUAAUUAUCUCCAGUGUUACUGCUUCUUCCCAGUGUUGGAUGUUUGAAAAGGAUUGUUCAUUGGGCUUUUAAGCUGGAAAUUUUGUCUCUUUCCACUUUAAUAAAACCUCUG